Molecule: messenger RNA, 870 nt
Organism: Trichophyton rubrum CBS 118892
Lineage: Eukaryota; Fungi; Ascomycota; Eurotiomycetes; Onygenales; Arthrodermataceae
Product: dolichyl pyrophosphate Glc1Man9GlcNAc2 alpha-1,3-glucosyltransferase
Exons: 3
Coding region: 1-870 (289 amino acids)
Biological process (GO): protein N-linked glycosylation
Cellular component (GO): endoplasmic reticulum membrane
Molecular function (GO): dolichyl pyrophosphate Glc1Man9GlcNAc2 alpha-1,3-glucosyltransferase activity
Source: RefSeq, a predicted model, not a curated record
AUGUUCAGGCCUCAAUUUGGCAACAUCGCGAAGCUUGGAGUGGGGGUUGUGGGCGUUUUUGCUGCAGCAUUUGGACCGUUUGCAAAAUGGGGUCAGCUUUUGCAACUCAAGGACAGGCUUUUCCCGUUUUCAAGAGGCCUAUGCCAUGCCUAUUGGGCACCGAAUAUCUGGGCAAUGUACUCUUUUCUAGAUCGAGUACUGAUACUUGUUGCGCCUAGACUGGGCUUACCUGUCAAGACUAGUGCUUUGGCCAGCGUGACCAGAGGGCUAGUUGGAGACACUGCCUUCGCUGUCCUUCCAGAGAUUACAAAAGAGUAUACCUUUGGGCUGACUUUUGUAUUCCAAGCUCUAUGCCUUGUGAAGUUGUGGUUCCAACCUGACUGGGACACCUUUGUGGGGGCAGUGACCAACUGUGCAUUUGCAGCCUUUCUCUUUGGUUGGCACGUCCAUGAGAAGGCCGUUCUUCUGAUCAUCAUCCCGUUUAGCCUGCUGGCUCUCAAGGACCGGCGAUACCUAGGAGCCUUCCGUCCACUCGCAGUGGCUGGCCACGUCUCCCUGUUCCCACUUUUAUUCACCGCUGCCGAGUUCCCUGUCAAAACCGUCUACACCAUCUUCUGGCUGGUGCUGUUUCUUUUCGUCUUUGGUCGCCUAGCACCCGCCCCGUUGAGACCUCGUGUAUUCUUACUUGAUCGAUUUUCGCUGCUCUACGACACUGUAUCGAUACCUCUGAUUGUCUAUUGCUCACUGGUACAUGGAAUAGUGUUUGGAAAGCGAUAUGAGUUCCUUCCGCUAAUGUUUACCAGUGCAUAUGCUGCUGUGGGCGUCCUGGGGAGCUGGGCAGGGUUCAUGGUAGUCUAUUUCACUACUUAG